CUUAUUUGUUUGCUUUCAUAGGAGAAAGUUGUCUUCAUAGUCACACGUGUGGAAUACGUCAAUCUGUAUCAUACAAUGAGUUUAGACCAAGUGUACCAUAAUUCAGUAUCCAGAAUAGGGGUUUACAGAAAAAGUUCAAGGCAGAAGACGACGAGAUGAACAGAUCACAUUCUGAUUCGAACUGUGCCCAUCAGCCGGAAUAGUUAUCUACACAUCGCUAAACUUGUAUUGGUUCCAUAUGGUUAUGCAAGUCCCUUGUAUGUUGAGUCGAAUCCAACUGGAGAAAUAUUUGUCGACGAAUUCAGAAACUUUAUCCUUGAAAGCUACCAGUUAACUGACGAGGUGAGUAGAUGUCGAAGAACACCCCUGAACCAAUCAUCACAUCCUCACAUUCUUCUCAUCAGUCGACGUAAUUACAUUGCCCAUCCACGUAAUAUGAAAGGACAUGUCAGUCGAAAAAUCAGUAACGAAGAGAAGCUGUUGAGUGAAUUAAAACAAAUGGGUUUCCGAAAUUCAAUGCUUAUCGAUUUAGCUCAAUUACCCAUGUCUGAACAGAUCAAAUUAGUUAUGAAUACGGAUAUAUUAAUCGGAAUGUAUGGUGCUGCAUUGACACUGAGUUUAUUCCUUCCGAGUACUUCAUGUCUUGUUGAAUUAUUCCCCGGCUUUUGGUUUGGUUCUAAUAAACACUUUUCAAAGUUGGCUGAACUACGUGGGAUUCAAUACAUGACUUAUCAUGGUCUCCCUGAGAGUGAUGUGUCAUCUGAUUCGUCUUACAUUCCUGUAGAUCAAUUCAAGUUGAUUGUAUUGAAAGCGAGGAGAUUAUGGAGAAUGCAAAUGGAUAGGAGAACUGUGAAUUGUUAAAUUAUCAU
Molecule: messenger RNA, 869 nt
Organism: Trichobilharzia regenti
Lineage: Eukaryota; Metazoa; Platyhelminthes; Trematoda; Strigeidida; Schistosomatidae
Source: the annotation of a GenBank genome assembly